Molecule: messenger RNA, 1185 nt
Organism: Saimiri boliviensis boliviensis (Bolivian squirrel monkey)
Lineage: Eukaryota; Metazoa; Chordata; Mammalia; Primates; Cebidae
Source: RefSeq, a predicted model, not a curated record
GCGCACAGAGGGGUGUUUGUUCGCAGCGGGCGGCGGGGAGGAGAUAGAUGCUAAUCGCCGCGGAUCGCCGGCCCCAGCUUAAGGUCUCCCCUCUGUCACCCAGGCUGGAAUGCAGUGGUGCGAUCACAGCUCACUACACACUCAGUUCAGCACACAGGAAUCAGAGUCGAAGAAGAAAAAAACCAAGGAGCAGACUGAAGUUCCGAGAGGUCACCCAGGCGGCUGCGACCAGAACGGCCCCCGGGUCUCCAGGUGCCCCCCGGCCGGCCCGUGUCCGUUCAGCUCCUGCCUCCCGGCCCUGGGGCCUGCGCUCCCCGGGGCCAUCCUGGGCCCUCCCGAGCUCUGGGCGGGUCCAGCCCCCGCCUCCUGCGGCCCCCGCGGCUGCAGAGCUGCCCGCGCCUCGGAGGAACCAAAAAAAGUCGGCGCGUGGUGCACGCGCGAGCGGCGCUGGGCCCGGCGCUGCCGUUUUUAGUGUGCCUGGAUCCCAGAAUAUAGACUUCAUCACCCCCAAGAAACGCGGCCAUAAUAUUUUUGGUUACAUAAGCAAACGAAAUUAGAAAUUUGGAACGUGUUCAAGACCUUUAGAUCCGAGCGCUCCGCAGCGCGGGGGACCAGGGGAGAGACAGAUGGGGAUUAGGCGAGUUGAGCAUCAGGAGAAUAAUUUCCUCUUUUAAUUUGGGUUCCAUCGACAAGUAAAACAGUAUUAGCCGCCCGGUUACGUAACCGGCGCCAGAGCCGGCUCUGAUAAGCGGCCGCAGCGAGCCAGCCCGGCCCUGCGGCCUCUGCACCCCCCGGCCGGGCCCCGACGGCGGGGGGAGGGCGGGCCUGCGGACCUCACCACGUCAGCCAGCCGCCGGGCUGCUAAACAGGGCUAUUGUUAGCUGGGCUCGUCACAGCCGUUCUCCGAGAGCUCCAGCGAGUUGGCUCAGGCCACACAGCCCGCAAUUUGCAGGCAGGAGGAUUUGCACUCCUGGCUUGCUUGAAAGAGGCUCUCUCUAGGACCAGGGAGUGGAGUGUACCCCAGCCCUGCAAUUCCGUGGAGUGCUGAACGCUGCCUGAGGAUGCCCUUUGCAAGAUUGUAUACAAUAAUUAAAACUGGAAGUUGCCAAAAUAUUUGACGAUAUGGAGAAUGGUCACGUGAACUUUGCAGCAUCCAUACCAUCGCAAAUUAUAGAGCAUCUUUUU